CGCCGUGCGGACAAAAAUGAUGAUGGGAAGCUGUCCUUGGAGGAAUUCCAGCUCUUCUUUGCAGAUGGUGUCCUCAAUGAGAAAGAACUCGAGGAUCUCUUCCACGCAAUUGACUCCGACAACACCAACCAUGUGGACACAAAAGAGCUGUGUGAUUACUUUGUAGACCACAUGGGGGACUAUGAAGAUGUCUUGGCCUCCCUGGAGACCUUGAACCACUCUGUCCUGAAGGCCAUGGGCUAUACCAAGAAGGUAUACGAGGGCGGGAGCAACGUGGACCGGUUUGUGACCCGCUUCCUCCUGAAGGAGACAGCCAAUCAGAUCCAAUCACUGCUGAGCUCCGUGGAGAGUGCAGUGGAGGCCAUCGAGGAGCAGACCAGCCAGAUCCGACAGAACCACAGCAAACCCAGCCAUGGCAUGGUGGAGACCUGGUAUGGAAGCCCCAGUCUGCCUUACGCCCCCAACCAGAAGCUCACGGCCACGGAACAAGGGAGGAGCCCUCUGUCUGCCACCUCGGACCCAAAGGAGGAGGGCCUGGAAGCCCAGGUCAGCCGGUUGGCAGAGCUGAUUGGGAGGCUGGAGAACAGGACACUCUGGUUUGACCUGCAGCAGCGCCUCUCAGAUGAAGAAGGCACCAACAUGCACCUGCAGCUGGUCCGGCAGGAGAUGGCCGUGUGCCCUGAGCAGCUGAGCGAGUUCCUGGACUCCCUGCGACAGUACCUGCGGGGCACCGCCGGGGCAAGGACCUGCUUCCACAUCGCCGCGGUGAGGCUGUCGGACGGUUUUACCUUCGUCAUCUACGAGUUCUGGGAGACGGAGGAGCAGUGGAGGAGGCACCUGCAGAGCCCUGUGUGCAAGGCAUUCCGGCAUGUCAAGGUGGACACGCUGAGCCAGCCUGAGGCCCUCUCCAGGAUCUCAGUGCCAGCUGCUUGGUGCACUGUGGGCCGAGACUGACCACAUCCCCAAGGCCCUGAAGAUGUGCCCACCGCCCUUCCCCCUCUUCUUGUAAAGGACGCCCCCUCUUUUCUAGAAACUUUGGUACAUGAGCUGUCUUUUCAGUAUACUUCUAAACAAGAAUGUAUUUUCCCCACUGUUUGGCGUGAAGGAGGGCCCCUUCCCCCUGGCAUCUCCCACACCCCCCACCCUCGCUGGCAGGGCAGUGUCUGCACUGCUGGGGUCCUGCUGAAGCCAGAGGUUGUCGUUGACAGGGGAGGCUUCCUCGAACCAGCACCCAGCCUCUCAUUCCUGGCCUCUCCUCCCACCCUCGAGUGGCCAUGCAUGACCAGCCCCCACCACGCCCAGUCCGUCUCUGGCCUCCCUCCUACUCUAGUGGCUGAGGCUCAGCAGGACUCCCCCUGGCCAGCCACCACCUCUCUCCUCUUCCCUUCCUCAUUGACAUCCCUCCACUUAGUAGGAGCCGUGACCCCGUAGUGCCCAACCUAGCCUGGGCUGAGCCCACGUGUGGUGGUAGAACCCAUAUAAUCAGUGCCAGUAUAGUAGACAGCAACUGGUGGGCAUCAGCACCAAUAAACUCUGGCUGGGAA
Molecule: messenger RNA, 1544 nt
Organism: Galeopterus variegatus (Sunda flying lemur)
Lineage: Eukaryota; Metazoa; Chordata; Mammalia; Dermoptera; Cynocephalidae
Gene: NECAB2
Product: N-terminal EF-hand calcium binding protein 2
Exons: 12
Coding region: 172-954 (260 amino acids)
Biological process (GO): regulation of amyloid precursor protein biosynthetic process
Cellular component (GO): cytoplasm
Source: RefSeq, a predicted model, not a curated record